Plasmodium fragile is the source of this 2742-nucleotide messenger RNA. RefSeq lists its product as uncharacterized. Gene Ontology annotation, biological process: snRNA processing. The coding region runs from base 1 to 2742 and encodes 913 amino acids. The transcript has a single exon. The record is from RefSeq and is a predicted model, not a curated record. Lineage: Eukaryota; Apicomplexa; Aconoidasida; Haemosporida; Plasmodiidae. Gene Ontology annotation, cellular component: nucleus.
AUGCAGCACUACAACCACACUAAGAUUGUGAUCCGGGUGUUGGGAGCUGGGCAGACGGUGGGUCGAUCUUGUGUGAUCGUGGAGUUAGAGAACCGGCGAGUGAUGUUCGACUGCGGUUCACACCUUGGGUACAAAGACGAAAGGAAGUAUCCCAAUUUCAACAUACUGGUAAACAAUGACACGUAUGCAGUGGAGAAAGAAAAGGGGAUGGGAGAAGGGAAUGUGUAUGAACAUCACCUGAACACAGAAGUGAAUAUAAGUAUAGUAAACAGUAGCAUAUCUGAAAAGGAAAAGUUAAUAAAAAAUUUAAGUAGAAUAAAUGAAAUAAUUGAUUGUGUCAUUAUAAGUCAUUUUCAUAUGGAUCACAUAGGAGCAUUGCCCUUCUUUACAGAGAUAUUAAAAUAUAGGGGCACCAUAAUUAUGAGUUACCCAACCAAGGCUCUGAGUCCAAUAUUGUUGCUGGACGGAUGUCGAGUAGCAGAUUUAAAAUGGGAAAAAAAACACUUCGAGAGACAAAUCAAACUGUUAAAUGAAAAAUCAGAUGAACUUUUAAAUUAUAACAUUAGUAGUUUAAAAAAGGAUCCAUGGAAUAUCAGUGAAGAGCAUAUAUAUUCUUGUAUAGGUAAAGUGGUAGGGUUACAAAUAAAUGAGACAUUUGAAAUGGGCAAUAUGUCUAUCACUCCAUACUACGCAGGACAUGUGUUAGGUGCUUGUAUAUUCAAAAUAGAGGUAAACAAUUUUAGCGUCAUCUAUACAGGUGAUUAUAAUACUGUACCAGAUAAGCAUCUUGGAAGUACUAAAAUUCCUUCUCUGAAUCCAGAGAUUUUCAUUUCUGAAUCUACCUAUGCUACCUAUGUUAGGCCAACGAGAAAGGCAUCUGAAUUGGAUCUGUGCAACUUAGUACACGAAUGUGUACACAAAGGAGGGAAGGUACUCAUCCCUGUGUUUGCCAUAGGAAGAGCACAAGAAUUGUCAAUACUGUUAGACUCUUAUUGGAGAAAAAUGAGAAUCAAUUAUCCCAUUUAUUUUGGAUGUGGGUUGACAGAAAAUGCUAAUAAGUAUUAUCGAAUUUAUUCUUCUUGGGUAAAUAGUAGUUGUGUUUCUACAGAUCAAAAGAACCUGUUCGAUUUUGCGAAUAUUUCUCCAUUUGUAAAUAGCUACUUGGGUGAGAAUAGGCCCAUGGUUUUGUUUGCAACUCCAGGGAUGCUACAUACUGGAUUAUCUCUAAAAGCUUUUAAAGCAUGGGCAGGGUCAAGUAAAAAUUUAAUUGUCCUUCCAGGGUACUGUGUUCAAGGUACUGUAGGGCACAAGUUAAUUAUGGGAGAAAGGAAAAUAUCGUUUGAUGGAAGCUCUUAUUUUAAUGUUGCUUGUAAAAUCAUUUACCUUUCCUUUUCUGCGCACGCUGAUUCUAAUGGUAUUCAACAACUCAUAAGACAUGUGCUCCCACAAAAUGUCCUUUUUGUUCAUGGAGAAAAAAAUGGAAUGGAAAAAUUGUCAAAACAUAUAUCUUCUCACUACUUAAUUAACUCCUUGUGUCCUUCCUUGGGGCAAAAUUGCGAGUUCAACUUUUCCAAGGGUAAUAUGAAAUAUGUAUAUGUGCAGGAUUCACUCUAUCGUGAUAUUCUUCGUAACAUAAAUGAACAGAAGGAGAAAAAGUCAUCCCAUGUGUCUUCCAACAAGAUAAGCGGCCUCUACCGCAGUGACGCUACUAAAUUGGCAUCGCGGGAUGGAAACUACAUCGUUUCUUUUUCAUCUUAUGUUGUGUACAUCACCAUUCGUGAGAAGCCCUACCUUUUGUUCCUCCCCAGACGGGAGCUCCUACGCGUAGUGCGGGCUAGGUGCAUCCCCGUCACGCUUAAGCGGGGCGACAAGUGCUUCACCUCGGACAGGCUCUUCGGUUUGGGAAACAUUCAGAAGAGAAACGCACAAAAUGGCAACACUGAAAAUGGCGCAAGUGUUCCCUUCGGUGAAGUUGGCUGUCCGGAAGAAAGCCUGAGCAAUGCACACGAGGAGGGAAUAUCCCCCCUUCGUCCUCGCCCUCAGCCGGGUAAAAGGAAGUACGACGAAAUGUCAAAAAUGGGGGACGCUACAGAGGAAGAAGCGGAAGGUCAGGAAGGAGAACAGCAUAGUUCCCCCCAACAUGUACGUAAAAAGCUCGCACAGGUGCCCACCGAGUGGGUCGACGCCGCAGAGGAAGGUGUGUGCGGGCCAGAGGUAGAAAGGCAAGGAUGUCCAGCAACUGGAGAAGGUCUUUUUCAGCAUGACGGGGAGGACGAGAGGCAGGAAGGGCAGCCGGUUAACCUCUCAAAAGGUGCAUCAAUUGCCGCUCCCACCGCGUGCGGAGACGCGCUUCAGCAAAGCACCGCCAGACGCACGCGCAACUACGUUAAGGAUGAAGACCAAGUAAGCAUGCCACUAAUUAACCUGCGCUUCAGGGAAAGCAUCACCAUAAGCUACAACAAAUUUUACAAUUUUGUAAUUUCCUUUUUCCAAGAAAUUGUGGACACGAAGAAUAGGAGCAGCAUCCGUUUUUUGGGCGAAGGGGUAAUUAUAAAAAAUGUGAAGGAAGGUGAUGGGUAUUUUUGCCUCCUGUCGUUUCUGUCUCUGCGGGCCAUUCACGAUGGAGGAAGUAACCUCCUCCUCCAGUGGUCCUACGUGGACGACGCACCCGAGUCGGCCAUCCAAAAGUUCAUAAGCGCGAUUAAGGAGUACGCCGCGGGGGGGCAAAUAGAAACGUCGUAA